ACGGUUGGAAUUUUGGCAAUGAAUCCGUUGAAGAAUAGAGGGCGGAGGUGGACAGUUGUACUGAAACCCAUAUAUCAUUUAUUCAUAUAGAAUAUAUUUAUCAUUCAUCCGGCGCAUAAUAUGGUGUUGGUUUUUUUUUUUUUUCCUCUCAUGUCUAAAUAAUUCUCUCUUUCUUAAAAAAAAAAAAAACUAACGCAUUAAUUCUUGUUAUGAAAUAUAAUAUGGAUGCACAUUAUACCCCCGUUAAUAUAUCCGGGAUAUUCUAGGGUUUUGUUCUCCAAGUAAAACCCUAACUAUUGUAUUGUAUAUAUAUACCCUGGACUAUAUGGAAUAAGAUACAACACGAUUCUCUCUUCUUUCUCCUGUUUAUUUACAACACGUUAUCAGCACCAACCGCUCACACUUCCGAAACACUCUCUUCCACGCCGUCAAUUUCACCUCCGCCGCUUAUCUCGUCUCCUCCAUUCUCUCUAAGUAUACUAUGUCGAACCUUACAAAGCUUGAAUUUGCGGCCCUUGAUAUUACUGGACAGAACUAUUUGUCUUGGGUGUUAGACGCUGAAAUUCACCUAGAUGCAAAAGACCUUGGUGAUACAAUCAAAGCAGGCAAUAAAGCAACAAGUCAAAACAAAGCUAAGGCUAUGAUAUUUCUUCGCCACACCCUCCAUGAAGGUCUUAAGAUUGAGUACUUGACUGUGAAAGAUCCACAAGUCCUUUGGAGUAAUCUAAAGGAAAGGUAUGACCACCAGAAAACUGUAAUAUUACCCAAAGCUCGUUAUGACUGGUUACAUUUACGACUACAAGACUUUAAGUCUGUAAGUGAAUAUAACUCAGCUAUGUUCAGAAUUACUUCACAGUUGAAAUUAUGUGGAGAGAAAAUCACUGAUGCAGAAAUGCUAGAGAAAACAUACACUACCUUUCAUGCGAAUAAUGUUGUCCUGCAGACACAAUACCGUGAAAAGGAAUUUAAGAAAUAUUCUGAACUUAUAUCUUGUCUCCUUGUGGCUGAGCAAAAUAACGAGCUACUGAUGAAAAAUCAUGAAUCACGUCCAACUGGUUCUGCUCCAUUCCCUGAAGCGAAUGCGACAUCCCAUAACGGAAAAGAAAAAUAUCAUGCCAACAAUAGUGGACGUGGACGUGGACGUGGACGUGGACGUGGACGUGGACGUGGACGUGGACGUGGACGUGGAUAUGGACAUGGUCGAGGACGUGGACGUGGACGUGGAUACGGAUAUGGUCGAGGUCGAGGCCGAGGUGGUUAUUUCCAGAAUUCAUAUUCCCACCAGAAGGGGACAAUAAAGAUGAUAACAAACAAGAGAAACAUAAAAAUGAGAACGUGACCAAUGUGUUUACAGAUGUGGAGGAAAAGGUCAUUGGUCUCGUACGUGUCAUACACCAAAACACUUGGUUGACCUUUAUCAACAAUCAUUAAAGAAGCAAAAGGGAAAGAAAGUAUAAACAAAUCUUGUGUACGAAGAUGGCGAAGGUGACUUUGAUUGUGGCAAUACAACUCACCUGGAAGUUGCUGAUUUCUUCACCACCCCUGAAGGGAAUAACUAAUCCUUAGAUUAGAUUAUGGUCAUUUAAAGAAUAAAACUUUAUUUUCGUUUAUUAAGUUAUUACUAUGGAUUUUUGUUUGGAUUAUGUUAUUUUAUUUUAGCUUUUAUUUGUUAGUACCAUGAUUUUAUAUGACAUUGUUAAAUUUUGAUUAUUUAGUUUUUCUUAUAUAUAUUGUUAUUUCAUUUAUUUGAAGAAUAUGAAUACCCCUCAAGUUCAGUUAGCAAUGAAUGGUGAAGAUUUAUGCCUAGCAGACAGUGCAACUACUCAUACCAUACUAAAAAGCAAGAGAUAUUUCUCUUAUUUGACAAUGAAAGAAACUAGUGUGAGUACUAUAU
Messenger RNA from Beta vulgaris subsp. vulgaris (sugar beet), 1894 nucleotides. RefSeq lists its product as uncharacterized. The transcript has 2 exons. NCBI's taxonomy places the organism in Eukaryota, Viridiplantae, Streptophyta, Magnoliopsida, Caryophyllales, Amaranthaceae. The record is from RefSeq and is a predicted model, not a curated record. The coding region runs from base 482 to 1339 and encodes 285 amino acids.